UAAAAAAUGGAAGAAGAUCAAGAAAAGUAUUUGGAAGAUGCUCGUAAAGUUGUUAAAGAAUAAGCAUAUUUUAUGAGAGCUUCAUUAGAAAAAGCUUAAUUAAAAGAUGCUUUGAGAUAUUCUUCAGCAAUGUUAAGUGAAUUGAAAACUUCCUUGUUGAGUCCAAGAAAUUAUUACAUUUUAUUUAUGUAGGUGUUCGAUGAGAUGCGUAUAUUGGAGAAUUACUUUAAAGAAGAGUAUAGAAGAGGAAGAAAGAUGCCAGAUUUAUAUGAAUCAGUUUAACAUGCUACAUACGUCAUUCCACGUUUAUAUUUACUAAUCACAGUGGGAUCAGUAUUUAUAUAAACUCAUGAAAUUGGAGCAAAAGUAAUCUUGCUUGACUUAUUGGAGUGUAUAAAAGUAAUAAUAUUAGUAUAUACAUAAAUUUAGGCUAUUUAACACCCAUUAAGAGGAUUAUUUAUUAGAUAUUAUUUCUUGAAAUUGUGUAAAGAUAGAUUACCAGAUACUGGAUCUGAAUAUGAAGGACAAGGAGGAAAUAUAGAUGAUGCUAUUGAAAUAAUUAUAAGAAACUUAUCAGAGAUGAAUAAAUUAUGGAUUAGAAUGUAGGGUUCAAAAGAUAAGUCAAAGAGAGAAAGAGAAAGAUUAGAUCUGAAAGUAACGAUUGGUGAAAAUGUUACCAGAUUAAGCAAUUUAGAAGGUGUAUCAUUAGAUACUUAUAAAACAAAAGUUUUACCAAAAAUCAUUGAUAUUAUUACUAGCAGUAAAGAUCCUAUCUCUUAAACAUAUUUAAUGGAUUGUACUAUUUAAGCAUUUCCAGAUGAAUAUCAUUUAUAAACACUUUAAGAACUUCUUAAGGUUUGUACAACUUAACUUGAACCUACUGUGGAUAUUAAAAAUAUAUUUAUUAAUCUUAUGGGUAGAUUAGCAGAUUUUGCAUUAAAUAAUGAUAUGGGAACAUUCAAUUCUGAAGUCGAUAUUUAUAGCAUGUUUAAAUAAAAUAUUGAUAAAGUAAUAAUAUUUAAUUUAUAUUUAGAUGUUAGAUUCUAAUAGUUAAAUUGAAUUCAAAAAUUUAUUAGACUUAUAAGUUGCAUUUCUUAAUUUUACACUUAGAUGUUAUCCUUAAAAUUCAGAAUAUGUUAAUGAUAUUCUUAAAUCAUGUUGUAGAUUAUGUGAAAGAUAAAAUGAAACUGAUUUCACUGAAGAAUGUUAAAAAAAUAUUGUUAAAUUCCUUGCAAUGCCUUUAGAUACCAUGAGUCUAUCUAUUUUAACUAUGAAUGAAUAUCCUAAUCUUAUGAAACAUUUACCAUUCUAAAAAAGAAGAUAAGUUGCUAUCAAAAUAUGUUAAGCUGUUAUUAAUUUAAAUUAAGUUAUUGAAGAUUUAAAAAUUACUGAAGAAUUACUUAAAUUUAUUUCACCAUUAUUAAUUACAUAAAAUGAUUAUGUUGAAAUUGCAGAAAAUGAAUUUGAAGAAGAAUAAUAAUUAGUAGCUAGAACUGUUCAUUUAGUUUCAAAUCAUGAUUUAUCAAUUUAAAAUACUAUCUUACAAAAAUUCAUUGCCAAAUUUAAAUUAGGAGAUAUUAAUAGAUAAAAAUAUACUUAUCCUGCUGCCAUUUUUGCUUUGUUUAAAUUGAUUUAAUAAAUAUUUACUUAAGGAGGACCUUAAACAUGUAAUUUAUAUUUCCAUUAUUAUAUUAGAAGACACAUAAUAUAAAAUUUUAUUUGAUUAAAUCAAAGAAUUAAUUGAAGUCAUUUAAGGAAACUUUGCGGAACUAGCUUUAAAACUUUACUUAAACUUUUUAUUAUGCAUCAAUAUUGUUGAUUAAAAUCAAGAAUUUGAUGAAUUCUCAUAUGAUUUAGGAACAUAAAUUAUAACCAUAUUUUAAGAUGAAAUUGGUGAUUCUAAUUUGAAAGUCAUCUUAUUAAAUUAAAUAAUGUCAACUUUUGCUAAAUUAAAUUGUAUUAAUCCUGAAAAUUUUGAUACACUUGCUGGAAAUGCUACAUAAUAAGCUGCUAAAUUAUUGAAAAAAAAUGAAUAAGCUAUUGGAGUUCUAAAUGCUGCUCAUAUGUUUUAUAACGAUUAUUAAAGAAAUUCUUAGAGGGUUUAAGAAUGUUUCAAAAAAGCUUUGAAAAUAGCUAAUUAAAGUAUUGGUAACAAUCCAAAAUUUGUUUAUGUUUUUAUUUAAAUUUUAAAUAAAUAUUUCUACUUCUUUGAAAAAGUUGAGGUAUAUAUAGUUAUUAUACAUUUAGUUUAAAGAGGCUGAAAUUUAAGAAGUUAUCAAAAUUAUUCUUGAAAAAUUACCCAAAGCAUUGACAGAUAAUGAUGAAUAAUCUAAAAAGAUUAAAAUUUUAUGGGCAGCCACAUAAGAAAUUGUUAAAGAAAGAAAAAGAAGAUCCAUUUAAGCUUAUCAAUAAAUAAAUAUUUGAAUAUGAUAUGAACCGAAU
Messenger RNA from Paramecium sonneborni, 2442 nucleotides. NCBI's taxonomy places the organism in Eukaryota, Ciliophora, Oligohymenophorea, Peniculida, Parameciidae. The record is from the annotation of a GenBank genome assembly.